CACUAUUAUAGUCCGAGAUGAGGUUAACUAUGUAGACAUGGGCUUCACAGAGGCGUGAAAUACAUACCUAAUCUUACCUACAUAGCACCAAAAGUACAUGGUAUGGAAUACUUUUAGUGCUGAGCGGCUGCCUGUAAGCAAAUGCGAUCGGCAGCGGGAGACUCAGCCGCACACGGAAUGGGACUACCCUCACCCCAUGUCAUUCGUCGGCCAUGGACUUUCUCAUUCUAUCCCGGUUCUUCCUAGGGGAUUCUAUUAUUGGGAGCCGUCCCGGUUAUCCAUCAUGGGUACCUACAUUAACUGGGCCGCUGUCGGUAUUACAUAUAACUCGCCAUGUCCGCCCCCAUUGCGGAGAAGAAAGCUUGAUUUCAGCUGUGUUGUGUAGGAAUAGUCUUUUUUGCUCAAUAUUCUCAUCAUGUCUCUACAGCGCUCCGGGACGCGGAAGGCGCCCUCAGGGCCUGCGCGACGGAAGAAGGACUAUGAUAUUGUGCAGCAGGGAAUCAAGGAGCUGUAUCCACUUGAUAAGUCCAGUGUCGAGCCAGAGAUUGAUAUCGUCUUCGUGCCCGGUCUGGGGGCUCACCCGGAGGAUAGCUGGAAGUCGGAGAGUACCAGCUUCAAUUGGACCACAGACGGUCUGGUUAGAGAUUUCCCCCGUGCUCGAAUCUUGUUGUAUAUGUACGAGUCAGCAUGGAACGGCUCUCUCAAAGUGAAGCAGUUCAUGAGCAAUAUCGCCAUGACAUUGCUCAAUGGAUUAAGAAGCAAAAGACAGGGUCGCGUCCAACGACGUCCAAUUAUCUUCAUUGGCCAUAGCAUGGGUGGCCUUGUAGUUGCGAAAGCCAUCACUAUCGCGGAUGCGCGACGAGAUAAGUUUCCCAUCAUGUUCGAAGCCAUCGCGGCGGCCAUCUUCUUCGGAACCCCUUUCAACGGCGCGCCAGUUGCCUCCGUAGCUGCCAUGUAUUCACACUUCGCCGAGAAGGCUGGAGCAGCUACCUCAUCUAAGCUACUAGAGCUGAUGAAGCCUGGGGAGGAAAGUCUUCGCGAGCUGAAGCACGAGUUCAUGCGACUUGCUGGGAAGUUGAACCCCAAGAUCGACUUGAUGUGCUUCUACGAAGAGCAGCCGACCGACUUUUCUAAGAUGGCUGGCCUGCCAAGUCUCUUCGGUUUGACCAAGAUGGCAAUUCCCAAGGAGUAUGCCGAGUUCGUCAGCCGUGACUCUGCGACUCUCCCAGGUGUUGACGAGCAAGGUCUAGCUUGUAAUCAUCGAAACCUUGUCAAGUUUGACGGACCGAAGGACGAUCGCUGGAGCCAGUUCGUCAAAGAUCCUCUGAAGCGAAUCAUACAUGGCGCUCAGCUGGCUGUCAAGAACCGUCUAAAUUCAGUUCGUGAUAUCGACCGUACCAUGAUCAACAGCAUCAUGGAAGUGUUCGACGGCGCGUCAGUAUCCAAGAAGCGCAAGACGCUAGCGCAAACAUUUGCCCCAUCUUCUUGGAUCAUGAAAGAAGCGGAGUAUAAGCAAUGGCUAGACGAACCUGCGUCGGAAGAUGAGAACCGUGUGGUUCGCUCAGCGGAUUGCUUAUGGAUCCGAGGCCCGGAAGGUAGAGGCAAGACUAGCGCGUCUCUGGCAGCUGUCGAUGAGAUCGAGAUACUCAAAGACAAGGAGGAUACAGAUCAAGGGCAAAUCCUUCUCGCAUACUUCUUUUGUGACUCGACGACAGACUAUUCAACCGCCGAGGACUUGUUGAAGAGUCUGGUGACGCAACUCAUCAAUCAACAAGAGACCCUGGCUUCUUAUGCCAAGGCGUUUGCUAAGAAGAAGGGCGAAGCAACCAAGUCCCAAGCACAAGUGACGGUAGAGAACCUGUGGCAGACUCUUCAGGACAUGCUUACGGACGAGUUUAUUGGCAGUAAGGUUAUCUUCGUCUUGAAUAACCUGCAUGCACUACCUGAAGACUCAGAUUCAACCAUCAAGCUGAUGAAGUACCUGAACGCUGAGCUGCAGAACAUGAACAGCACGGACACAAAACGUGUAUCCACAAGAUGGAUGAUCACAAGCAGAGAAGCCCACAACAUAGGCGACGCACUGAAUGUUGAGGGGGUCCGGCUGAUCGAUCUCGAGGACGAGAAGUACGGAGACCAAGUGCAGAUGGCGUUGCGAAAACGCGCCAAGGAGCGGAUUUCGACACUGGAGAAGGAGAAGAACUACAACAAAGCCCUGUCGUAUUUCGCGAGCAGUCUCAUUGGGCGACGUGCUACAAACACCCAAUGGAUCGACAUCACCUGCGUCCAGCUCCAGGAGCUUCCACAGAAGGAGAGCGACCUGAAAGUGCGCCGGGUGCUGGAACGAAUGCCUCAAGAUCUGACCACGCUUCUCAACAACGCAUGGCUGCAGAUCUUCAAAGCCAACGAGAAGGAUGUGGAGAAGAUCAAGGAGAUGCUGCGCGCGCUUGUGCUCACGUACGAAGACCCCACCGAGACGGAACUGGGCGUGCUGGCCGGCCUCUCCUCGAGCGAAGAAGAAAAGGCGGAACUGCGCAAGUUCGUCGAGAAGUGCAAGCCACUCCUCGUGACCAAGCGGCCGAGUAACACAAUUUGCUUCCUCAACGUCGUGGUCAAGACGCAUCUUCUGGAGAAUGCGAAACAGCUUCUCGGGAUGUCUAACGAGGAGAUGAAGUGGCAGCACGGUGUUCUUGCGCUCCGGUCGUUCUCCCAUGUGAACGAGUGUUUCAAUUUCCCGAAGAAAGAGGAGCCGGUUGAGGAAGAGAAUGAGGAAGGGAAGGAAGACGGAAGUGAAGAUGGGGAUGAUGAAGACAAUGACGACGAUGACGAUGGAGAAGACGACGACGAAGACGGCGAGGAUAGUGAUGAGGAAGAUGACGACGAUGAUAAUAGCGAAAGCGAUAAUAGUGAAGAUGAGCCGGAUCCCGAAGCCGAUAUUCUCCACGAUCUAGCCUUGCCAUAUACUGUCAAGUAUUGGCUUCGUCAUGCCAGUAAAGCCACGCGCGAGAUCGCCGAAGAUCUUAGUCUAGAGCAGGAGUUUUGGAAGCCGGAUUCGAUUAUACGCCAUCGCUGGCUCGUGGAAUACUGCCGUAUGACCAGCACCUUUGACGACUUUGAUUACAAGACGUUGACUGGUCUGCAUAUCGCUUCUUCCGUCGGAUUCAAAGAGCUCGUGGUGGCGCUGAUUCGAAAUGGCUACGAUGGCCAAAUCAUGACGCGUGACUCAUUGGUUAACUCACCGCUACAUCUUGCUGCAUUCUUCGGACGCCCCAAGAUUGUCGAGGAGCUUCUCAAUAAAGGAGCUGUGAUCGACGACGCCGAUGAAAUCCAGGAGCAGACGCCUUUACACAUGGCAGCCUUCGGUGGCCACAUUGAGGUCAUGAAGAAGCUACUAUUGAGAGGGGCAAACCCUAACGCUACAUCUAAUGACAUAGGCCCUGUGGUGAAUGCCGCGAUCUCAUCCGGCAACCGAGCCUGUGUCGAACUGCUCGUUGAGCGUGGAGUCUCCUUGACGAUAGACCGAGAUGACCUCGAAGCACCGCUAGCUCUGGCCGCUCUAUUGUCCGAUAUUUCGAUGUUCGAAUAUCUGAUUGAGCAAUACGCCUCUAAAUUGCCUGCUGAAGAGUACAGCAAAGCGUUCGUCAAAGCCGCGGAGGCAGGCCGUAUGGAAGUCUUCAAUAGGCUACUCGACUUCGAGCACACGCAAGAAUACUUCCAAAGGGCCCUAGAUGCUGCUGUAAGCGAAUGGAACUGGGAAGUUGUCACAACCCUGCUGGAGAAGCGCACUGAGCUUAACUGCGAUGGCGUCUUCUACCAAGUAGCUACGGGUACUGAGCCUCAGGACAAGCUUCUCGAAGUGGUCUGGGAUUAUGCCCAUGGCUCCAUAAGCCGGGAAACCCUCAACAAAUCCUUGUAUGAUGCCACGGAUAGAGAAAAGGAGUCAACAGUGGAGGUGCUUCUGGAGAAAUAUGGAGCGGAUCCCAACGCUACCGGUGAAGAAUAUGGCAAUGCUCUCACAGCUGCCGCGUACGACGGAACCAUGAACAUCAUUCAGCUACUCCUCAAGGCUGGUGCCGAUGUCAACGCGCCCGAGGGAUGGGCAAUUCAAGCAGCCUCUACUGAGGGCCACUACGAUGUCGUCGCAGAGCUCCUAAAACGUGGCGCCGACGUCAAUGCCUUUACCCAUAACGAGCACUUCGCCGCUGGAACCGCGCUCCAGGGGGCCUGUGAGGCGGGGAAGACGGACAUAGUAUCGCUGCUCCUUGAGCACAACGCAGAUCCUAAUAUCGGAGGAGGCUCUGACGCGCCGCCAAUUCUUGCAGCUACAACUCGCGCAGAAGAGGACAUUCUGGAACUCCUAGUUAAAGCGAAAGCUCGCUUGGACGUUCUCGGUGCUUCGGAGAGUCCAUCCACACCGCUGAUUUGUGCCGCUGCCUAUAUGCCCCAGUCGUCGCUCCAGAUCCUACUUGACGCUGGCGCUGAUAUCAACCUCCCCGACAACGACGGAGACACGGCUCUCAUUGUCGCUGCAUCUAGGGGAGACGAAGAAGCCGUUUCGUUCCUGCUCAAUAACGGUGCCGACAUCAUGCACUCGAACAAGGAAGGCAACAAUGCUCUCCAGGAAGCAGUUCAAAAUGAGAACGAGGAAUGCGUGAAGGUUCUUGUCGACCGCGUUUCGCAACUGCUAGGAGCUCUGAGAACUGCCAUGGACUCUGGUAACAGUGCUGUUACUAGUGUGGUACGAGGUGUGUUUAGCAAGGAGCAAGCGCUUAACUACGACGACGAGACCCAUGAAGAAGAAGCCCACGAAGACCGGGCUCUUACACCAGUCCAUGGAUCAGGAAGCGAGGGAGGAAGUAAGACAGGAAGUGAGGCAGGCAACGAAGCAGCCGAAGAUGAUAAUGAACAGCCAGAAUCUCCGGAAGAGCAUUCCGGUUUCAGCAAAAUAUCCCAAGAGCUCAAAUCUGCAUUAGCCAACCAGGCCGCCCUUUGGAGCGAAAUCACAAGCAAACCUUCGUCGCCAGAAGACGGCGAACAGGAGCGCGAACCUUACCAGCCAGUUGAGCAGUACGAGGAGCAACACACUCCACCCCUUGAACUGAACCAAAUAUCCUAUGACGCAGAGCCAGUUCCGGAGCCAGCUCCAAGUGUUCAACUCUCCGACCCGGUCGCAGAACUCCCCGCUCAAACAUAUAUCAAGAGAAAGCCGGCCCCUUCAUCGCGUAGCAGCUCCGCGCAAUACAACCGCACCCCGUCACCGAAGCAAUCCGACCUCUCUUUCGGCGACUUCUCCAUGCCACCACUCGGCGGCAACGGGCAGAACAUAGUCGCGUACCAGCCCAUCCAGGACUCAGCCCCUCCACAGCCGCAAGCAGCGCCCGCCUACCAACCCCCACCGAACCAAAACACGUCUCCGCAGCCCUCGCCUUCGUUCCAGGCACACUCGUACACGCAGAGCCAGUCGUCGCAGCUGGCGAACACGAACCAGUACCAAGCGCCGGGCCACUACUCCAGCGGCAGCCUACCGUACAACAACGCCAACGCCAGCCCGAACUACGGGAUCGCGAGCCAGUACGGGGCCCCGCCCCAGCCGACCGCCUCCUUCGCCGCGUACAACCCAGACUCGUAUAGCCAGCAGCAGGCGCCGCCGCAACGGCCGCCGAAGCAGGAGCUAUACUACGGGCAGCAGCAGCAAGGGGAUUCAGCGGCGCUGGGAGGGUAUCAGGGGCAGGCUUACCAGCCACAGGCGCAGCAGGAGUGGCAGCAGGGAGGAAACUACGGGAAUGGGAAUGGGGUGUACGGGGGAAGUGGGAAUGGAAAUGGAAAUGGGAGUCAAUGGGACCUGGCGGCGCGGCCGCCGCUGAAGCCGCAACGGUCAUCGUUUUUUUCGGCGGGAGGGGUCAAGAGUACGCUGGAUAAGGCGAAGUUUAUGGGGAAUGGGAUGUUUGGGAGGAAGUAGGGUGUAGGAGGUAGGGGGUAGGGCUAGGUAUGGGAGAUUGUAUGAUACGUGGCUAUGAGGGGCAUUGGCAUGACUGAGGCGCAUGGGUAUGUACUUACGUGAUGGAAAGGUUGCUCAUUGAGGUUGGUGAUUUUGUGUCAUUGGAUUGUAUUCUGGUGUUUUUGGAGGGUUUGUCUCCGGUGGAAUCAUCAACGUUGGGGUGUAUGGUGGAAAGACUCAGAGGAUUGGUAAAUAACUAUUCAUUGUUAGGUACUUGUCUAGUUUAGGACAGUGUCCAUUGAUACAUAUGCUGCAUAAUGUAUAAACACAUGCAUAACUCUUGGCGAAGCUGAUGAACUGCGGCGCACUUGCCAUUCCCCUUGGUUGAAUGGUGUAGGUUAGUAACUUGGAAGGAGGAGAUUUUUAGAUACGCCCUUGCUCACGUGCGUACCUACCUAAAAUGGAUUCCAUCCCAUCUUUCCAGCGAUCUGAAUGGAUGGUCGUUUGAUUAGAGUUUAUAGAUUCCGUUUGCUACACGAUCGAUUUCCUGAUUAA
Molecule: messenger RNA, 6490 nt
Organism: Hypoxylon fragiforme
Lineage: Eukaryota; Fungi; Ascomycota; Sordariomycetes; Xylariales; Hypoxylaceae
Exons: 7
Coding region: 416-5956 (1846 amino acids)
Molecular function (GO): protein binding
Source: RefSeq, a predicted model, not a curated record